AUGUCGGUAAGGGUCAGACGGGCCGCUUCUCCACCCCCCGGCCUUCCUCAUGCUACCCCGCGAUUCCCUCACCCGCGCAGCGAACAUCUUGACGCCGAUGAGCGAAGAGAAGCUGCUUCGCGGGGAUUCGUACCUUCACGCAAGGCUCACUCGUCUGGGGGUGUCAACCUCACUGCUGCGGAGUGGAAACUGCUCGCCGUCAUUACCAUUGUUGCAAUGGUCGUCCGCCUCUUCCGCAUAUCCAAGCCGGAUAGUGUCGUUUUCGACGAGGUCCACUUCGGAAGGUUCGCCGCUAAAUACAUCAAAUCGCAGUACUUCGUCGAUGUCCAUCCUCCACUCGCCAAGCUACUCAUCACACUAGCUGGAUUUAUCUUUGGCUUUGACGGCAAUUUUGACUUCAAGGACAUUGGCAAGCCAUACGAGCACACACCGUAUGUCGCGAUGCGUCUCGUUCCAGGACUCCUUGGCGUGGCCACCGUACCACUCUCGUAUCUGACUCUCCGCGCUCUCGAUUGCCGCGCAACGACAGCGCUCCUCGCCUCGCUCUUCAUCACCUUUGAGAACGGCCUAAUCACCCAGUCCAGGCACAUCCUCCUUGACUCCCCGCUCAUCUUCUUCACCGCACUCACGGUAUUUCUCUGGACGGGCUUCUGCAACGAAGACAAGCACGAGCCGUUCACCGACCGCUGGUGGACCUGGCUCACACUUUCCGGCCUCUCGCUCGGAGCCGUUGUCAGCUGCAAGUGGGUCGGGCUCUUCACCAUCGCGACGGUCGGACUAGGCACUCUGAAGCAGCUCUGGUUACUCCUCGGUGACCUGCGCGUCACGCCGAAACAAUUCUUCAGACACUUCGCGGCGAGGGCGCUCUGCCUGAUCGCCGUACCUGUUCUGUUCUACAUGUUCAUGUUCUGGAUACAUUUCCUGAUCUUGCAGAACCCCGGUGACGGUGAUGGUUUCAUGAGCUCCGAGUUCCAGCAUACCCUCAACGGCCGUGGAAUGGCAGACACGUUCGCAGACAUCGGUGUUGGAUCCACCGUCACCAUUCGGCACGUCAACACGCAGGGUGGAUAUCUACACUCUCAUGCUCACGUGUAUCCAGGAGGAAGCAAGCAACAACAGGUCACGUUGUACCCGCACCGCGACCAGAACAACGACUGGCUUUUGCUCAACGCGACCGCGGAAGCCGACCCAGUCUUCGAUUGGCAAAACGAGCCCCUGCACUACAUCACGCCAGGCAUGCGAAUCAAGCUGCGACACCUGAGCACGGACAAAGCACUGCACUCGCACGACUUUCGCCCGCCCGUGUCCGAUGUCGACUUCCAGAACGAGGUUUCCGCGUACGGUAUGGCGGGCUUCGCGGGCGACGCCAACGACGACUGGUUCCUCGAGAUCGAGAAGGGCGACCGCCGGGACAAGGAGUCAGGCAAGCGCGUAAGGACGCUGCGUACGCAGUUCAGGCUCAGGCACGCGAUGACGGGGUGCUACCUCUUCUCGCACAAGGUAAAGUUGCCCGAGUGGGGCUUCGAGCAGCAGGAAGUUACUUGCAAUAAGAACGCCGUCAAGCCCAAUUCCCUAUGGGUCAUCGAGACGGCCGCACACCCCCAGCUCCCUGCGAAUGCGCCCAAGGUCAACUACCGCUUGCCCGGCUUCGUCUCUAAGUUCGUGGAAUUGCAGCAGGUGAUGUGGAUGACGAACGCCGGUCUGACUGACCGCCAUAUGUUCGACUCGCGCCCUGAUGCAUGGCCCCGUUUACGUCGUGGCAUCAAUUUUUGGGUGAAGGACCAUCGUCAAAUUUACCUACUAGGCAAUCCGAUGGUUUGGUGGCUCAGCACCGCGGCCGUAAUUGGCUACGCGGCAGUGCGCGGCUUCCUUAUCUUGCGCGCGAAGCGAGGUUUCAAAGAUUUCGAGAAUACAAAAGUCGUCAAAUACGACACACUGUGCGGAUUCCUCUUCGUCGGGUGGUUCCUGCACUACUUCCCGUUUUACCUCAUGGGCCGCCAGCUCUUCCUCCACCACUACUUCCCGGCGCUUUACUUCGCGAUUCUACUGUCAUGUGUCGUCUUCGAUCUGGUCACGUCGGCUCUGCGGCCCAAGAUCCGGCUGCAGAUUGCGGCGGUGUUGCUGAUCAUCGCGAUCUGGAAUUUCGUAUACUUCAGCCCUCUGGCGUAUGGCAACUCGUGGACGAAGGCGAAGUGCCAUAGUGCGCAGUGGAUGAAGACGUGGGACUUUGCGUGCGAGGAAUUUUACGACAAUUACUCGCAAUACGACAGCCUCAUCGCCGCCACACCACAAAAAUCUCAAGCCUCCGCUGCGACCAUCGGUGGCGAGCCCGGCGGCCGCGCAGCGGUCGUCGUAGAGAACAAUGUGGAGCCGAAUGUAGAAGCAGCCGGAGCAGACUCCGCGGAUACCACCGUCGCCGUCGGACAGGCUGAGCCAGGGCGGGACAUCUUCGCAGGGGUACCACACGAAGACCUAAAAAGCCAGCCACACGUGCGCCCCGCUGCAGAGGAGGUCGUUUCUGAAGAGAAGGAGAUCAGCUCUGUCAUCGGGCAGGAACCCACCACGGCACUCGAAGCUGAGACCGCGGAAGAAUCCCCCGAGCUCGUCGCGGGCGACCAUUACGCAGAAGACGCACCGCUUGUUGGUGACGUGCCCACGCCUGAGGAGGUCGCUGGGGAACCGGAGCCAGCCCAUCGCGGAGCGGAGGACGGGAAGACGCAAGGCGCUCUGCUCGAAGACGAGGCUGAGGCUGAGCGUGCCCGGGUCGAGCUAUUCCCUGAUGAGGCAGAGGCGGAGGCAUAG
Messenger RNA from Sparassis crispa, 2802 nucleotides. RefSeq names its product Dolichyl-phosphate-mannose--protein mannosyltransferase 1. The coding region runs from base 1 to 2802 and encodes 933 amino acids. Gene Ontology annotation, biological process: protein O-linked glycosylation via mannose. The record is from RefSeq and is a predicted model, not a curated record. The transcript has 10 exons. Gene Ontology annotation, cellular component: endoplasmic reticulum; membrane. Gene Ontology annotation, molecular function: dolichyl-phosphate-mannose-protein mannosyltransferase activity. Lineage: Eukaryota; Fungi; Basidiomycota; Agaricomycetes; Polyporales; Sparassidaceae.